Molecule: messenger RNA, 2546 nt
Organism: Lagopus leucura (white-tailed ptarmigan)
Lineage: Eukaryota; Metazoa; Chordata; Aves; Galliformes; Phasianidae
Product: G-protein coupled receptor 35-like
Exons: 2
Coding region: 496-1443 (315 amino acids)
Biological process (GO): phospholipase C-activating G protein-coupled receptor signaling pathway; positive regulation of Rho protein signal transduction
Cellular component (GO): membrane
Molecular function (GO): G protein-coupled receptor activity
Source: RefSeq, a predicted model, not a curated record
UUGCUUACUCUGCAACCACACCCAAGGCAGCACGGUAUGCUGGGCUCCCGCCGGGUCCUUCUGCUGCCAAAUGGGCAAUUUGCAACCAUUGUGGGUUUUAUUUUAGAAAGGGUUUGGUUUCAGACCACUGAAAAUAUUAAAUUUUAAUUGCUCGUUCGCGUGCAUGGAAGCAGAGGGAGAGCAGGUUGGGUGCAAAAACGAAUGGUGGUGAAGCACUGAGCUGAUGGAAGAGGAACAACAGAGGGCACCAGAGCCUCAGCCGUUCUGAAGAGGAGGUGGUAAAUGAAGCAAUUUUGGGGAACAAGAGCUCAUUACUGCGCUCCAGCGCUCCUGAGCUGUCAGCAGCAGGCUCCUGGGCAGCUCUGCCCAGCACAGCAUCACCCCACUCAGCAUCACUCUGCACAGCACCCACACCCCUGGCAUCUCCUGAGCAACUGCAACCUGCCCGAGGACCUGACCCGAGGACAGCCCCACAAGAAGUAGAGACUGCCCGCCAUGUCGAACUGCACAGAAAUCAGCAGCGCGUUGCAGGAUCGUGUGAUGCUAUUUCAGCUGAUUGUCUACAUCCCAGUCCUCGUUCUGGGGCUCCUGCUGAACACCAUCGCCUUCUGGGUCUUCUGCUGCAAACUCAAGAGAUGGACUGAGACCCGGGUGUACAUGAUCAACCUCAUGUUUGCAGACUGCUCCCUGCUCUUCACCCUGCCUUUCCUGAUAUAUUUUACCAAGAACAAACAUCCCAUAGACAAGCUGUGUUUUGCCAUUGAGGUGAUACAUUUUACAAACAGUCCUAUGAGCAUCUUCAUCAUCAUGCUGAUUGCCAUCGAUCGAUACAUUGCAAUCAAGUUCCCUUUGAAAGCAAAAACUCUUCGAUCCCCACUGAAAUCAGCCUGUAUCUGCGGGUUCCUUUGGAUAAUGCAAAUAGGUUAUUCCUACAUGAACAUGGUUUCUAAACAGAAGAAUGAACAUUUUUGCUUUCAGAAACAUUCUACUCAGCCUGCAUAUUUAAUAUCAUUCUCCAUUUGCUUUUGGUAUUUUAUUCCCCUAUUGACCAUAAUUUUUUGUUCCAUACAGGUCAUCAGAUGUCUCAGAAAGAAGAUGGCCAGCAGCCACCAUGAGACAAAGCUAAUCCAGAAAGCGAUCCACAUUAUUUUUGUCAAUCUGUGUGUGUUCAUCUUAUGUUUUUCACCUAUCUACAUUGCAUUACUUCUGCGACUCGCAGCGGAGCUAGCUGGAGCUUGUCACCUGCUUUCAAAAUUUAGGGUUUCUAUUCAGAUCCUUUCAUGCUUAGCCAAUUCCAACUGCUGCCUCGAUGCAUUCUGCUAUUACUUUGCAGCCAAGGAAAGUCAGGAAUUUCCCUCUCUGCUCCCCACUUGUAUAUCAUUGAGGUCUAAGAUGAACCAAAGCCAAGAGUCACAGCAACCCACAGAUCAAGUCACACCAUAGAAAAAGGACAGUGCACUAUAGACAUUAAGACCAAACUGCUGCACAGGUUCUGAGGCAGAGGGAAUGGGACCACUUGCAAUUGCUCUGGUAUGGGCAUUUCUGUAGAAAGGGGUUUGAUAAUAACUUGAAUUUUGUCCUGCUGCUCUCACACUUAAAUGCAGCUCAGAUCAUUGCCUUCAAUAAUUGCAUCACAGGUUCAGGUGUCUCCUUGUCAACAGAGAGAUCCCCUGGUACAGAGAAUAGCUGAUAAAGCCAUUGUUUUGACCACGCACUUUGUUGUACAUACCAUGCAGCUUAACAUAAGAAACUUAGCACUGUUACAGCAAUGUAUAAAGCCACUCCUACUACUGUAAUUUUUGGUCAUUAAAAUAAGGGAAAAGCUACUCCAGUACAAUGCCUAGCCUAAUACAUCUGUGUCAAAGGAUUUGCCUGGUUUCUUGCCCAGCUGCAAAAUCUCAGUGCCUGCAGCUAUCAGCAGGAUGCUGGCUCUCAUUCAAUCUGACUGGCCUGUAGCUCCACUGAUCCUUCCACCGGCUGUUGUGGAUGGGCAUUGCACUAGGUAACCUCCAGUCAACUGCAGUCUCUCCAGUUGGCCAGAACUGCUGGUAAGUUAUUGACAGUGGCUUGGUGAGCACUUCUGGCAGCUCAUUCUGUACCUUAGUCCACAAAUGUCCAAUCUUUUGACUUGCCUGGGCUGCACUGAGUGAAGAGGAAUUGUCUUGAGUUGCAUAUACAUAGGUUGCACCAAAAGUAACAUCUCCUAUUUAUUUUCAUGGAAAAAACACCUACGAAGAGCACAGUAACACUAUUUGACAGAGCAAAUUCUCAGCUACAAAACACUAUUUAUCAUCACAGUCAUCACCAUCAGUCUUGCACUGUCACCAGCAAUGAACAGGAGCCUGAAUGCCACAUUCCCCAAAGCACCUUCAUGGAGAGAUCUCCUCCAAGUCCAGAGGAGACAUGAUCAGACUUUUCACUGAGUUGAAUGUCUGAUUGCAACUCUAUACAUUUCAUUUGAAAAUUCACAGGUAAUGUAUUUAUGCCAAUUGAAAAUAGAAUUGUGAAUAUAUCAAAAACUUGAAGGUUUUUUUCAGCAAUCUUGA